CACACACACACAAGAGUCACCCCCACUCAUUAUUAUUUCCAUUUCAUUUCAUUUCCAUUCAUUCAAUCCAUUUUUUUUGUCCCAAAAACUCAUUUUUUUUUCCUCACCGAAUGUAACGUUACUUCAUCCUUCAUUCAAGCUCAUUCCUUAUCACCAUAUACUCUAAAAACCAAACUUUUUUUUUUUCCUGAUAAGAUUUUUUUCUUUCUUUUUUUUGUUUGUGUUAAUUUUUCUUUGAACUAACCAUGUGGGGUUCUUUGAUCUAAGAUUAAUCGAUUUUGAAACCCAUUUUCUUGAUUCAUAUGUGUUGAUUUUCCAUCGAUCGUUUUGGGUUUUGCUGUUUUUGAGAUUUUCAAGGCAAGGUGGGUGAACCGAGUUGAUCGUGAUUUGCAUGGGUGACGAUGCCAGAAUUGCGUAGUGGAGCAAGGAGAUCAAAACGGCUUGGUGAUCUCCAGCCUGCCCCUCAACCUGUUGUUGGCCAAGAGGAAAACUUGGUCUUGCCGCCUACUCAGAACAGAACCAGGAGAAGAGGUGGUGGUGGUGGAAGAGGAAGGGGUGGUAAUGCAACGGCGGCUAUAGGAAAAGGACCUUCAGGGACGACACGUGGGAGGCCAAGUGGUGCUGGUAGGGGUAGAGGGAUUAGGUUGAUAGAUUUGGACCCAGAGCCACCGUGUGAGGUUCUUCCUCAAGCUGCUCCCGUUGGGGUUGCCGAGCCAGCUUUUAAUAGAAUUGACGGUGCUGCAGAUAAAAAGAUCGCAAUGGAUGGUGGUGGAAGUGCAGACAAAGUAAUGGCAGUUGAAGAAGAACCAAGCACGACUCCUGUACCAGAUAGGGUGCAAGUGGGUAAUUCUCCUGUAUAUAAAACGGAAAGGAAAUUAGGUAAGGGUGGAUUUGGGCAAGUAUAUGUUGGUCGAAGAACAAGUGGAGGAACUGAGAGAACAGGACCAGAUGCUGUUGAGGUUGCAUUAAAGUUUGAGCAUCGAAAUAGUAAGGGUUGCAACUAUGGCCCUCCUUAUGAGUGGCAGGUGUACAACACCCUAAAUGCAUGCUACGGAAUCCCAGGGGUUCACUAUAAGGGUCGUCAGGGAGACUUUUACAUCUUGGUCAUGGACAUGCUUGGACCCAGCUUGUGGGACGUGUGGAAUUCUUUAGGCCAGUCGAUGUCGCCGAGUAUGGUAGCAUGUAUCGCGGUGGAGGCAAUAUCAAUUCUUGAAAAGCUGCACCAAAAGGGGUUCGUGCAUGGAGAUGUGAAGCCAGAAAAUUUCUUGCUUGGUCUGCCGGGAAGUCAUGAUGAGAAGAAGCUGUAUCUUAUUGAUCUCGGUUUGGCAUCUAGAUGGAAAGAUGCAGCAUCCGGUCUGCAUGUUGAAUAUGACCAGAGGCCAGAUAUAUUCAGGGGCACCAUAAGAUAUGCAAGUGUGCAUGCUCAUUUGGGUCGGACUGGAAGUAGAAGGGAUGACCUUGAGUCACUAGCAUAUACAUUAAUAUUUUUGAUAAAGGGAAGGUUACCGUGGCAAGGCUAUCAGGGUGACAACAAGAGUUUCCUUGUCUGUAAGAAGAAAAUGGCCACUUCUCCAGAGUUGAUGUGUUGUUUUUGUCCGGCGCCAUUCAAGCAGUUCCUUGAGGCUGUGACAAAUAUGAAAUUUGACGAGGAGCCAAAUUAUGCCAAGCUUAUCUCAUUCUUUGAGAGUCUUAUUGAGCCAGUCACGUCACUACGACCAAUAAGAAUUGAUGGUGCUCUGAAGGUUGGGCAGAAGCGGGGAAGGUUGCUAAUAAACUUAGAGGAAGAUGAGCAACCAAAGAAAAAAGUACGAUUAGGUAGUCCUGCAACGCAAUGGAUUUCUGUUUAUAAUGCACGACGUCCCAUGAAGCAGAGGUACCAUUAUAAUGUUGCCGACUCUAGGCUUAGGCAGCAUGUAGACAAGGGAAAUGAAGACGGUCUAUACAUAAGCUGUGUGGCCUCAGCAGCCAAUCUGUGGGCCUUAAUAAUGGAUGCAGGAACAGGUUUCUCUUCCCAGGUUUACGAGCUUUCAGCUGUCUUCCUCCAUAAGGAUUGGAUAAUGGAACAGUGGGAAAAGAACUACUACAUCAGCUCAAUAGCUGGUGCAGCGAAUGGAAGUUCCUUGGUCGUUAUGUCCAAAGGAACUCCUUAUACACAACAGUCUUACAAAGUCAGUGAAUCUUUUCCUUUUAAAUGGAUAAACAAAAAAUGGAAAGAAGGUUUCCAUGUAACAUCCAUGACCACUGCUGGCAGUCGCUGGGGUGUGGUGAUGUCCCGAAAUGCUGGUUACUCGGAACAGGUUGUUGAGCUUGACUUCCUUUACCCAAGUGAAGGAAUACAUCGACGGUGGGAAAGUGGUUAUAGAAUAACUUCAAUGGCUGCCACCGCCGAUCAAGCAGCUUUCAUAUUGAGCAUACCGAGACGUAAGAUGAUUGAUGAGACUCAAGAGACUUUGCGGACAUCUGCCUUCCCAAGUACUCAUGUAAAGGAAAAAUGGUCCAAAAAUCUUUACAUUGCAUCGAUCUGCUAUGGUCGAACUGUCUGCUGAUAUCAACUGUUAAAGUUGUCGAUGAUGAUCAUAGUCGUUCAUCUUUGAAGAGAUUUGGAGGAUGAAUUCAGCUGGUCUAGUUGGAUUGCCUCCCAAGUGAGUCCUCGUGAUUUUUCAUGUAAAAUCUUUGUUUUGUUGUAUCAACUGUGUAAUGGGAAAAGUAAAACGAGAGUUGAGAAGUUGCUGAGUUAAUUGUGGCUGCUGCGUGCUGGUGGGUAGUAACAGCAAUUGCGCCGAUGACAAAAAGUAUUUUAGUUUUGGCAAUUAAGGCUAAGAAAUGGUUGAUUGCUGAAAAUAUUUGUACCUUUAAAAUUGGAAGGGUGUAUUUUUACCAUAAUCUAUCUGGUUGUCUCAGACAUCCUCUUUUUGCUGAUAA
Molecule: messenger RNA, 2922 nt
Organism: Lycium barbarum (goji berry)
Lineage: Eukaryota; Viridiplantae; Streptophyta; Magnoliopsida; Solanales; Solanaceae
Product: casein kinase 1-like protein HD16
Exons: 17
Coding region: 402-2546 (714 amino acids)
Biological process (GO): peptidyl-serine phosphorylation; signal transduction; endocytosis
Cellular component (GO): cytoplasm; nucleus
Molecular function (GO): protein serine/threonine kinase activity; ATP binding
Source: RefSeq, a predicted model, not a curated record